UGCCCGGGCCGCCGUGCCGGUGGAUGUCAAAGGCUGAAGCGGCGGCGCCGCCACAGUAUAACUCGUGGGGGCUGCGCGGCGGCCAUGGCCACAGCCGCCUCCAACCCCUACAGCCUCCUCGGCUCAGGCUCGCUCGCCCAUGCGGACGGCGCGGGCAUGCAGCAGGGGAGCCCCUUCCGCAACCCGCAGAAGCUGCUGCAGAGCGAGUACCUGCAGGGCGUCCCCGGCAAUGGGCAUCCGCUGGGACACCACUGGGUGACUAGCCUAAGCGACGGCGGGCCCUGGCCCUCGGCGCUGGCCGGUGGCCCGCUGGAGCAGCCCGACGUGAAGCCGGGCCGUGAGGACCUGCAGCUGGGCGCCAUCAUCCACCACCGCUCGCCCCACGUCUCCCACCACUCGCCCCACGCCAACCACCCGAGCGCCUGGGGGGCCAGCCCGGCCCACAGCGCCUCGCUGGCCCCCCCCGCCGCCGCCGCUGGGCAGCCCCUCAACGUCUACUCGCAGGCGGGUUUCGCGGUGGGCGGCAUGUUGGAGCACGGCGGGCUGACCCCGCCGCCCUCCGCCGCCGCCGCGCAAGGCUUACACCCGGGGCUGCGGGGCGAAGGCGGCGGGGAGCACGGCGAGCUGGGUGGGCACCACUGCCAGGACCACUCGGAUGAGGAGACGCCGACCUCGGACGAGCUGGAGCAGUUCGCCAAGCAGUUCAAGCAGCGGCGCAUCAAGCUGGGCUUCACCCAGGCCGACGUGGGCUUGGCCCUGGGGACCCUCUACGGCAACGUCUUCUCUCAGACCACCAUCUGCCGCUUCGAGGCCCUGCAACUAAGCUUCAAGAACAUGUGCAAGCUGAAGCCGCUGCUGAACAAGUGGCUGGAGGAGGCCGACUCUUCCACCGGCAGCCCCACCAGCAUCGAUAAGAUCGCGGCGCAGGGGAGGAAGAGGAAGAAGCGGACCUCCAUCGAGGUGAGUGUCAAGGGCGUGCUGGAAACGCACUUUCUCAAGUGUCCCAAGCCGGCCGCCCAGGAGAUCUCCUCGCUGGCAGACAGCUUGCAGCUGGAGAAGGAGGUGGUGCGGGUCUGGUUCUGCAACCGGCGGCAGAAGGAGAAGCGAAUGACCCCGCCGGGCGAGCAGCCGCAACACGAGGUGUAUUCCCACGGCGUGAAAACGGACACGGCCUGCCACGACCUCUGACCGGGGGCUGCGGGGCAGGCAGGACUGCGGGCGGCGCGGAUUCUCCGCCGGGGCUUUAAGUUAUGCGUUCCGAGAGGUGGGAGACGUGGAGCGAGGGCUCCCCGCUCCCUGCCUGGGCAAUAUUUUUUUCUCUCUCCGACCUUUUCCGCUGAUCAGUACACGGUGUUUACUCGCAGACAAGGUUUGUUUUCGGUCUCCACUAGGACGAAGGAAAAAAAAAUAAAAGGGGGGGAAAAAACGGAAAAAAAAAAAAAGGAAAAAAAAAACCCCACGGGAAAAAGGAAAAAAAAAAAAAAAAAGGAAAAAAAACCACGACAGAAAAGGAAAGACAGAUGUGUGCCUAUGAAUAACCUUCCAGCGCCUUGGUUAUAUCAGCUGUAUUUCAGGUGAAUCUGUUUUACAAUAGACUAGUUUUGCAUUUUUAAAAACUUAUAUAGCGUUUUUAAAUGUCUGAGGUGUUUUACUACAAACUGUACACAAUAUUUGUGACCUAAUUUGUAUCGAAUUGAUCAGGCAAAACCGUUUCUCCCUUCCCCACGCACCGGCAAUGUCAGCCGGCGGGGACGGGGCAGGGCGGCCGCGGCCCUUCUUCCUGCCCCCACUCCCUGCCCCCUCCCAGGAGAUGGGGUUCCCCUUCCGCGCCCGCGGAGCCCUGCGCACCCAGUUGCCGCACGCAGGGUUGUGAAGAACAGGUUUAUUUGUUGCAGCUUUUCCUCUUUCCAGAACGUCCCAACAUCGUAGGACGGUCGGGUUACAAUCCGGACCUUCCCCCUCUUCUCGCAAGGGAAAAAAAUAACCAAAACCAAACCCAAAAUCAAUACAAGCAAUUAUUUCUAAGGUACUUCUUUGAAAUUAAGCAUCACAAACUAAAGCGGUGGCUUCGGCCAGUGUUUUUCUUUCCGAAGAGGAGUUGGGCUUUUUGAUCAGCGCCAGACUGAGAGGUCUGUAGUAAAACACCUUUAUACUUCUGCGCUUUGGCUUCGGAAAUCAGUUUCUCUGUAUUUUGUUUCAAUAGUGAAGAGGAAUGAGGUGUCUCAUGAAUUUUGGGGGGGUGGGGGGGGGAAGGGAGGAGGGAAGGGGACAGAAAAUGCCUGCAUUUGGUUCAUGCUGAGCUUAUUUCCGCAUCACAGGGAGAUGCUGGGUUUGUUGAAAAGCUUAUAUAUAUAUAUACACACACACACACACACAUAUAUAUAUAUAUAAAAUCAACAAAACCGAAACGAAUAGGGAGAAAAACAAACGAAGAGAAAGUCACUAAAAUGCUAGAACCAUAACCAUUUUUGC
This is a messenger RNA of Pogoniulus pusillus (Red-fronted tinkerbird), 2472 nucleotides long. RefSeq names its product POU class 3 homeobox 4 (gene POU3F4). Gene Ontology annotation, molecular function: RNA polymerase II cis-regulatory region sequence-specific DNA binding; DNA-binding transcription factor activity, RNA polymerase II-specific. Lineage: Eukaryota; Metazoa; Chordata; Aves; Piciformes; Lybiidae. Bases 85 to 1188 code for a protein of 367 amino acids. Gene Ontology annotation, biological process: regulation of transcription by RNA polymerase II; brain development. The record is from RefSeq and is a predicted model, not a curated record. Gene Ontology annotation, cellular component: nucleus. The transcript has a single exon.